GGGCGUCCCCAGGGCCUUCUCAACUGCGGUCGCCCACAGGCAGCAUCCCCCUCACCCGGCUUGUUAGAAAGGUGGAACGUUCGGCACCCCCAGGUGUACUCAGACCCCACGUACAUAUGGGCCCAGGUGAUGUGUGCGCACGCACAAGGUUAUCUGCCAGAAAACCAGACGGACUGGGCGGAGCCGUGGCUCAUGGGGCUGGCCGUCUUCCACGUGCUGUGUCUGCUGCUCACGUGUCUCUCAGCCCAGAGGUAUAAACUACAGGUCGGGCAUUUCCUCUGCUUAGUGAUUCUAGUUUAUUGUGCCGAGUACAUCAACGAAGUAGCAGCGAUGAACUGGAGGUCAUUUUCAAAAUACCAGUAUUUCGAUUCACGGGGGAUGUUCAUUUCUCUAGUGUUUUCAGCACCGCUGCUGCUCAAUGCCAUGAUCAUCGUGAUUAUGUGGGUCCGAAAGACUUUGAAUGUAAUGACUGACCUGAAAACGUUACAGGAGAAGAGAAGAGGAAGGAAGAGAAAAGAAGAGUAACACUGGAACAGUUGUGUUGGUUUUCUUAUGGACGUUGUUUUCCUCUGUUGUUGUGUCAAGAGUUAAAGUGCGCAUCGGAGGCGUCCUUACUCGGCCACUCACGUUUGUGCAGAGGGUUCUUUUAUCGUGACAUCCGUGUUGUAGGACACACUUUAAAACUGGUUUUUAAAAUAAACACUAGUCUCCUGUUC
Messenger RNA from Panthera uncia (snow leopard), 716 nucleotides. RefSeq names its product transmembrane protein 18 (gene TMEM18). Lineage: Eukaryota; Metazoa; Chordata; Mammalia; Carnivora; Felidae. The transcript is spliced from 5 exons. The coding region runs from base 130 to 525 and encodes 131 amino acids. Gene Ontology annotation, cellular component: nuclear membrane. The record is from RefSeq and is a predicted model, not a curated record.